This is a messenger RNA of Pteronotus mesoamericanus, 384 nucleotides long. RefSeq names its product 60S ribosomal protein L29-like. Gene Ontology annotation, biological process: cytoplasmic translation. Gene Ontology annotation, cellular component: cytosolic large ribosomal subunit; ribosome. The record is from RefSeq and is a predicted model, not a curated record. Lineage: Eukaryota; Metazoa; Chordata; Mammalia; Chiroptera; Mormoopidae. The transcript is spliced from 2 exons. Bases 1 to 384 code for a protein of 127 amino acids. Gene Ontology annotation, molecular function: structural constituent of ribosome.
AUGGGCUUGGGUACAAAUAUGGCCAAGUCCAAGAACCAUGCACAACCAGUCCCAAAAAGGCACAGAAACAGCAUCAAGAAACCCCAGUCACAAAGACACGAAUCUCUUAAGGGGGUAGACCCCAACUUCCUGAGGAACAUACACUUUGCCAAGAAGCACAGCAAGAAGAGCUCAAAGAAGAUGCAGGCCAACAAUGCCAAGACCAUGAACGCAUGUGCUAUGGCCAUCAAGGACAUCAUAAAGCCCAAGGGUCUUGGGCUCUGCUGGCCAAAGGCCAAGGCCAAGGCUCGAACAAAGCCCCAGGCUGCUGAUGCAGCUCAGACUCAGGCUCGGGCUCAGAAUCAGGCUCCCAAAGGUGUGCGGGUCCCCACAAAGUCUCCAUAG